This is a messenger RNA of Xyrauchen texanus (razorback sucker), 5103 nucleotides long. RefSeq names its product protein quaking-A-like. The record is from RefSeq and is a predicted model, not a curated record. Gene Ontology annotation, biological process: regulation of mRNA splicing, via spliceosome. NCBI's taxonomy places the organism in Eukaryota, Metazoa, Chordata, Actinopteri, Cypriniformes, Catostomidae. Gene Ontology annotation, cellular component: nucleus. Gene Ontology annotation, molecular function: mRNA binding.
CACGGUGGCAGUACGGAGUUGCAGCGCGCGAGCUCAGUACACCGAAUAGUUCCCGACGAGGCCACAUCGCGCGAGUCUAUCGAACGCAGAGAGAAAGAAACAGAGCGCGAGACUAAAGGGUUCGUGUUUAUUCCUCUCCGUAAAAAAUCAAUUGUUAUAUCCGGAGAGGGUCGCCGCAGCGUGGAGGGGGAACAAGGGAUUUGAUCUGCACCGUUAUCUUUUUCUUUUGUGUUUCGUUUUUUUAUUUUUCCCCUGGAGAAGGAUUGUGAGGGUUUGUGUGCAAAGAUGAUGGUCGGGGAGAUGGAGGUGAAGGAGAGACCGAGGCCGAGUCCUGACUAUCUCAUGCAGUUACUGAACGAGAAGAAGCUCAUGACGAGUUUACCAAACCUGUGCGGAAUCUUCACACACCUGGAGAGACUCCUGGACGAAGAGAUAACCAGAGUGAGAAAAGACAUGUACAAUGACACAGUGAAUGGUCUGGUGGACAAGCACCCACUGGAAUUACCAGAGCCAGUGGGACCCAUUGUACAUCUGCUGGAGAAACUCUUCGUACCAGUAAAGGAGUACCCAGAUUAUAAUUUUGUGGGGAGGAUUCUUGGCCCUCGUGGACUCACGGCGAAGCAGCUGGAGGCAGAGACCGGCUGCAAGAUCAUGGUGAGAGGGAGGAGCUCCAUGAGAGACAGAAAGAAGGAGGAGCAAAACAGAGGCAAGCCAAACUGGGAGCACCUGAAUGAAGAGCUGCAUGUACUGAUCACAGUAGAGGAUACACAAACACGUGCCGAGAUCAAGAUGAGAAGAGCUGUCGAAGAGGUCAAGAAGCUACUGGUGCCUGCAGCAGAAGGAGAAGAUAAUCUGAAGAAGAUGCAGCUGAUGGAGCUGGCCAUUUUAAACGGAACAUACAGAGACACCAACAUCAAAGCACCCACCCUUGCGUUCUCUCUUGCAGCAGCGGCAGCAGCUGCUCAAGGCCAGCGGCUUAUUGCGGCCCCUGCAGGUCAGGUCCCCCCGACCGCCCUCAGGCCCCCCAAUCCGGCAGGGAACCCUAUCAUGAACCUCAUCAGACCCACUCAGAUGGCCACCAUGCUACCCAAUGGCACCCCAACCCUGGUGCCCCCUUCACCUGAUGCAGGCAUUAUCUACACCACGCCCUAUGACUACCCUUAUGCCUUGGCACCCACGUCUCUGCUGGAAUAUCCCAUCGAGCACAGCGGAGUCCUAGGUAAGCUGGCGUGGGGGCUUGGCACUUCACCCUUUGCCCCACAAGAGGGCACUGCCAGGGGGUUUUACGGGGGUGCGUUUGAUGGUGCGUCACCCCGCCCCGUUCAGGACUCACUGAAAGGUGCAAUGGCUACUAAAGUGCGGAGACAUGAUUCACGGGUCCAUCCUUACCAAAGGAUAGUGACCGCAGACAGAGCCGCCACCGGCAACUAACAAAUGACCUCUGAACUCUUCACCCAAUGAUGAGCGCCCAAGCCUGCCUGCUGAUCUGAUUAACUGGUAAUUGCCUUUUGCUAGCCUGGUGGACACAGAGAGAGAGGCACCUGUCCGAGCAGUGGUCCUAACACAAACCAACAUAAAACACAACCCUCCAUACCAACACGUGUAGCGAUAAUGACUAUGAUGCUCUAUUAUUUUAUAAAUGAGUUAUGACCUUUUUUAAAUUUGUUUCUUUCUUUUUCUUUUUUAAAUUACAAACGUUUGGGUGGAUGUUAACAGCAAUGUUACUUACCAAAAAAUCUGCACUGACGUUUAAAAGCAAUAAAGACGUGUCUUCUGCUAAUUUAGCCUUUAAAUGCAUUUAAAAAAAAAGUUAAAUAUAAAUAUAUACACACACAUUCGAUGACCCUUAAUUUAUAAAUCAUAACGCUAAUAGGGGCAUCAUGAUCCAGAUAAUGUCUGUCAGCUACCACUGAAAAACAGUGUUUUACCCCACCCAUUUAAACUGUUGAUAGUCACUAUGAAUCAACAAAAGAAAAGGAAGGAAAGAAAUCUGCACUCACACCAACUUGUGAAUUUUCUGUCCUUCUCUGAUGUAAUCCUGUGUUUUUUCAGUUGAUAUAUUUUUACUGUGCUGACACAUUCUGGGUGUGCCUGUCCAGCUGACUUAGAGCAUGGCUACAAUGACAGACUGCAAAAAGCUUGUUUUUCCUUUGUUUUGUAACCUCCUAGAUUUUUUUUAUUUUUUUAUUUUUUCCCUUAUAUUUUCAUGUAUCUUAUUAAUUGUGUUUGGCAAUACUUGCAGGUUUAUACAUGUUGCUGAUUGCAGGAUUUGUGCCAGCUCAGUAGGGGGCAGUAAGCAGAGUCAGGCAGGGCAACAGGGAUGUGUUUUUAGUGGGAGAGAUUAGGGUGAAGUGUUUUUGGAGUAAAUUUAAGUUUAGGAUAAUUCAGGGUUAGAAAGCUGGGAUAUGAACCGGAAUCCGUUUACUCAACUAUGCCAUCACAAAAACUCAAUCCCCACAUACAGUGCCUGAACUUUCUAUAAAUAUUUCUGAAUGAGCUGAGAUAAAAAAAAAAGAAAAGAAAAAAAAAGUAUUAUGUGUGUGCAUUUAGCCAAAGGGUUUUCAUUUAAUGAAUUUAUAUAUAUAUAUACACACUUAUCUAACCGCCAAGGGUUCUGUCAUUUUAGUAUAGAGUUUGAAAAGGUUUUACGUUAUGCCUGUACCUGUUUGUCAUUAUAGCAAAUCAAACAUGAAUGAAAUUAUGAAUUCCCACAAGAUGCUAAUUUACUUGGAUGUGCAAAAGCAAUGAACACUAAGGAAGAGAAAUGAAGUAGACUGGGGAGGGCUUAACCUCUCACUGGUGUACACUUUUUUUUGUUUUCUUUUGUUAUGCAUUAUCUUUAUUAUUAUUAUUAUUAUUAUUAUUAUAUUUUUUUAUUUUUUUAAAGAUCGAUUUUCUGAAGCCAAGUUUUCUCCCCGUCCCACAUUACAGUAGAACUUAACAAUGCAAGUGUUCUUUAAAGACCAUCAUCUUUUGUUAAAUUCAUAUUUGUUUUUCUAGUCCUCAAAACACUUGCAUCAAAUAGCCCAUCCACAAUGUGUCCUGCACACCACAGUUACUGAGCCCACUCAUUUCUAUACACCCUCAAGAAAACAUAGGAUGUGAAAGCCAUGUCUGCCUGUUCAAAUUGCUUUAUACAUACAUGAGAUAUAUAUAUAAAAAUGUAUAAAUGUAGAUAUGUCUUUGCAUAUAAAAAUACAGAAAGAUCAAAAUUAGAUACUUUUACAGGGUGCUGGAAAAUAUAUAUUUUUGGCAAUUAUAGCUUUUAUACUUGACUUGCAGUUACAAAAUAUGAAACAAUACUAAUAUAUAUAUAUAUAUAUAUAUAUAUAUAUAUAUAUAUAUAUAUAUAUAUAUAUAUAUUAGUUAAUAGAAUAGAAAGCAAAAGGUGGUCAAGAAAUGUUUUGUGACUGGAUACUGUUGGUCAGAGGGAAAAAAACGGGCCAACAUAUUGAGAAUGUUGGAAAAAUCGAACUGUGAGAAGUAAUCUGAGAGUAUAUUUAAGGAAAUUAAGUGCCUUACUGAUUGUCGUUUCUUUUUCCAAGUGUUACAUUCUGUUCAAUAAUAUCCAGCACCAACUAGGAUAGUGCAGGGGGAGGGGAGGGGGGGGUGUUUGUGAAGAGAAAUCACCCCAUGAGUAAAACCAACAGGCUGUUGCAGUGUUGUGCCACUAAAACUAUUCUAUGCAAAGGAAGAGCAGUCAUUUGACCAGCUAACUAUGUGCCAUGAUUUGUCUUCCCAAAAUUAAGUUUAUUUUUCCCCUUUUAAUUCCCAUUUCAACAAAGUGUUUUAUUUUAUUCUUUAUUUUAUUGCAUUAUAUUCUUAUAUAUUAUGAGGACAAAAUCAGCAAUGCUAUCCAUGGAAUAAAUUACUGUGAUUUUUGUCAAGAACAACUGCCAAUCAUGAUGUGGAAGUCUCUGGUGUUAAGUUUGUGAAGGGAGAUUUCUUAACUGAAUUCAAUUGAGUAUUGGACUACAUCUGAAACCUCCCCUUGUUUCAAGAAUUGCAAACUGCAUACUUUCUAUCAUUGCCUUUUUUCCCCUGAGAAAGUACAUGUUAAAGACAGUGAGAGGAGGGUAGAAGGGGAAAGCAGUAUUUUUCUCACUUUAAAAAGGACUCCCUGGUUUUCCUGAACAUAUAGAUGCAGCCUUACAGUGUACUGAUCUGGGAAGGGGAAAUAAAAAUCAGGGAGUGUAAAAAUAUUUCUUUUAUUUAAAGUAUUACUGAAAGGAGGGUUGCAGGGAUAUUCAUCUGCUGGCGCAUUAGUGUCAGAGCAGUGCCAAAUCUUGUACGGUCAAAGAGCCACAGUAUCAAAAUCACACGCUGAAGAUCAGGCCUCUCUCAAGUGGCCCGCCAUCGUCACCAAACAGUUUUCAAUCAUUGAAACAACUGGGGGGUGUUCUUCACUUUUAAAACGAUGAAAAAAAGAUAGGGUUCAUAUUUUCUUUACUGUAACCUUGGCAGUCACUGGUGUAGUCUGUAGAUCACUUCUUUGUUACACAAGAAAGGUCAAUGUUUUUUUUCUUCUCAGUAUUAGAAACCUGUUUUAAGCUUAUUGAACUAAUGAAAUGCAAUAUUAGAAAGGAGUAAAGAAGACUUCAGAGGAAAUGGACAGUAUUAAACAAAUCCCCUCUGCCAUGUUACUACAUGCUGUUAAUGUUUUGUUGGUUUAGUAUUUUAGGUGAAUGGAGAAAUCUGUCUUAUUCUCUUCCGCCUGCCUUCUACUUGUGUAAUAAUGUAAAUUACAGCCAUUGUUACAGGUUUCUAAUGUAUUUUUCUAACUUCAUUUUAUAUGUACAAUUAUUAUUAUUUUUUUUCGGAUCUCCUUUUGUGAUGAAGCCCACUACAACUUUUGUUUUUCCAUGUCCUCUCUCCCUCCCUCUCGGCCCACCCUUUACUCAGAUCUGUCUCAUUGGGAGCGUUGCCUUUUCCUAUAGUUGUUUUGUUUUCUUGCUGAUUCUUAGCUUGUUUAACUCAUUAGCAACUUAGUUGCUCUUGUCAUAGGUAUUUUACAUGCUUGCAUUUAGUUUUUAUGGUGUAUGCUGUUAUUUUUUCUUAUUAACCUCCUUGGCAUUUAUUUUAAUAAAACAUUCUUAGUAAGAA